This is a messenger RNA of Penaeus indicus, 3401 nucleotides long. RefSeq lists its product as uncharacterized. NCBI's taxonomy places the organism in Eukaryota, Metazoa, Arthropoda, Malacostraca, Decapoda, Penaeidae. Gene Ontology annotation, biological process: engulfment of apoptotic cell; apoptotic process involved in development; phosphatidylserine exposure on apoptotic cell surface. Bases 230 to 2890 code for a protein of 886 amino acids. The record is from RefSeq and is a predicted model, not a curated record. Gene Ontology annotation, cellular component: plasma membrane. The transcript has 2 exons.
GGUUGCGUCUUGCCCGAUACUCACCCACUGGCUGCCUCACGCCCUCGCCGCUCUUACCUCUCGCCCGCCGCCCUACCGCAGUGUCGAGCUGCCUCACAACCUCUCCUGCAGGAAUCUUGUCCCCGCCGUCGAGUGUGUGCUUUUCUGCCAUUCGGGAAUAACCGUGCAUGGGCAGCAGCAGUGAAGGCGGGCGGGCCGGGACCGCGGGUGACCCGUCGGCAAUGUGAAGAUGAAGGCCGCCCCCGCCCCGGCAGGGGACCCGCUCCCCUCACGCACGCCGGCUCCGUCAGCGCCACCGGGGGCCGCCCCUGGGGGAGGCGCGCCGCCCUCCAACACCGCCAGCACCGAUACUACCUCCACCAGCGGUAGUGGGAGCGAGGGCGGUGGGCGGUGGGCGGCGGCGAUUCUCCUCCUGACGCAUGUUGUAGAGCUGGCGGCCAUGGGUGCUGCCAUCCUCACCCGCAGCGUCCCCGAGACUCAGCUCGAGGCAGAGCCCUGGAGCGCGCCCUUCCUCCCCCUGCAGGUGACGGUGGCGGCCGCCCCGCUCGUCGUCAUCACGGCCAUCUCCCUCGUGUGGGCGGUGCGGGCGCAGGACUUCUCCGGCAGGGCCACGGCGCGGAUGCUGUGCUGGCUCCUGCACGUCCUGCAGGCGUCCAUCCUGUGGCGCUUUCUGAAGGUGCACCUGGCGUUCGACCCGAGUGACGUGGCCGAGCUGGGUACCCUGCGCUUCGUGCAGGUGCACGUGCACACGCUGCCCUUCCUGGUGGUGCACGUGGCCAUCAUCCUGGGCGGCGCGACGGCCCCGGGCGUGGCCAGCGUCCUGGUGGCGGCGGCCAUGGUGGUGUCCGUCGUGGUGGCCAUCGUCGUGUCCACCACCGCCUCCCACAGCUCGCGCCCUUCGUCCCUCACCCCGCCCACCAUCACGCAGGUCGCCCACAACCCCAUCCACGGCCAGGGCCCCGAGCACAACCACGACGCCGCCGCCCGCGUCGUGGUGGCCGUCACCGCCGCCUGCGUGCUGUGGAGCCGCGCCGUGGCCGUGGCCAUCCUCUUCUGCCUGCACGUGAGCUGGGCCAGCGUGCUGGUCCUCGUACACUGGCUGGGCGCCCUCGUGUGGCUCGGCCUGCAGGAGGAGCUCGAGCCGACGACGCUAGGGCCCUUCCGCAAGAUCCUGCGCCGCGCCUUCCUGGCGUACCUCCUGUUGUGGGAUUUCCACGUGUUCCGCGACGACGCCUCCGCCAUGACGGUGUGCGCCCGCCCGCGCCUCCCCGCCGCCUACUACACCAUCACGGCCAUCCAGAAUGUGGCGGUGACAGCCACGUGGUACAGCGCGGGGAAAGCCACCCUGCCUGUCAUCCGCACCGCCGCCAUCUCGUCCGUGCUGGCCGCCCAGGCCGUGGCAUUACUGCUCUUGGCGCUCUCCUACCUCUACUGCUCCUCGCUUCUGCCGUCGUGGCCUCGCAAUAAGGCCUCCGCCCUCGCCAGGACGGCCUCACUAGUCACCCCCUGCGCCAAGGUCGCCCCUCCAGCCACCCCGCCUGCGGACACCCCGGAGCACCACGACAACGGCUCCUACGUGGACUUCAAGGACGUAGAAGACGGCGUCGUGCCAGAAGUGAGCAAGGCCAAGGCGGAUCCGGAGGACCUGAGGGAGGUGGUUCUGACGCCCAUGAAGAGCCUUCCGCCCAUCGCCCACUCCACACCCCGCUCCCCGCUGCCCCUUGCCCCACGGCUCAUGGCCGCCCACCUGCCGCCCGCCAUGUUCAGCUUCUCCCACGACAUUCUCCCCCCUCGCCUGGCCAAGUCCGAGAGGUCGUCCACGGACAACGGGUCUUUCAACUCCCGCAACACAAACACACUCCCGCCGCAGCUGCCCCCGGAGUACGACCUGCUGCACAGGGCUCACGGUUCCUUCUCAGACAGCUUCAGUUCGCUGUCGUGCGGCACCAUCAACCGCGCGACCACCAGCGCCAGGGCCAUGGCCAGCCAGGACCCCCGCUCGUCGCGCACUCCGCCCCCGACGGCGAAGGUCUCCUUCGCCUCGCACACGUCCUGCAGGAACGGCUUCUGCCACUGCAAACUCUUCGACGGGAUCGAAGGGCCGUGCGACGUGGAGGAGGAGGAGGAGGAGGAAGAGGAGGAGGAGGGCGAGGUCGAGCAGCGGCGGGAAGCUCAGGCUGACCCGGGCCGAGCAGACGAGGCCGUCGAGUGCGACGUCGUGAGGCAGUGCCACGAGUACAAGACCAAGAUCCAGGCGUCCGGCGUGUCGCACAUCUUCAAGGCGCCGCCCGAGGCUGCCUGCGAGUCGGCGCCCCGCGUGGCUCUCGUGCGCGGUGUCCAGAGGUUCCGUGUGGUGUGCGCCGCCUGCCUUCACGCCCACGACCCGCUCCUCACCAGCUGCCUCGCCCACGCCUCCCCCCCAGAACCACCGGUGCUCUCAGGAUACCAAACGACGCCUUUGGCGCGGAGUCACGUGGCGCGAGGCUCCCUGAGCCGCUCCUGCGAGGGCUUGGGCGGAGGCUCGAGCACCGACUACCCGUCGGACACGGAGGUCACGGCCACGGCGGACACCCUGAGCUCGGCGUCCGCUGACUCCCACUCCACCUACACCACCUGGCCAGUGGGUCGGGGGCCCGGCAUGGCGCGGCUCCUCCAGCUGCACCCCGGAUCACACGACUACGUGACCGCGUGGCUCCGGCACCAGCAAGCCCGGGGACCGCGCGCCCCCCCACCCCCGCCGCCUCAGGGACCCCAUGAGUCAUCUCACUCUACCACCCCCGACCCCCCCACCCGUCGCCAGCGCCGCCUGCGCCGCCACCUGCCUCGCCCCCCGCGCCACAAGGACCCUCCGCCGCCGCACCUCCUGCAGGACCUGGAGACGGUAGUCUGAGGCUCGCCGCUCUCUCCGGGAGGCCUUCGGAGUGGAACACUAGUGGAGUCGUCGUGAGUGAGUGUUCCAACUGACUGAACAAAAAAAAAGAUAAAAAUACCAAAAGGUAUUCUAGGCUGUACAGUUCUUUUAGGGCGUCAACGCCUCCUAGGAUAAAGCGCUGGUCGGUCGCCGCCGCCGCAGAACUUGCAAUGAAUCCUGAGCGUUCGGCCUCGUCGCCAGAACCGAGUGACUGAAGAAGCGGUGUAGCGUAGUGUGCGAGUCGCGUGCAUCGGGUGUGCAACAGUACUGUUAAAGUCUCAGGGCGCGGACGGGUGGGAGCUGACACCGGCUCCACUGCUCACGGGGGCCCACCUCGCCCACCGCCGCCCACCCUUUCGCCCACCGGAUUGCUCCGGCUGGUACGACGAAGGGUGGGCGGCGGCGGCGCUGCGUUGGGCCUCCUGUCUACUGUAAGUCAUGUACAUACGCCCUUGGCUCGGCGCUCGAGCCCGGCCAUGAAUGACAGAUG